AAGAACGGUUUAUUCGCGCAUGCGCUCUGGUGUUCCUUCCUUUUCGACAUCCCGAGCGAGAGAGACAAGAUGGGCCACCAGCAGCUCUAUUGGAGUCACCCGCGCAAAUUCGGCCAGGGAUCUCGAUCCUGCCGUGUGUGCUCAAACAGACAUGGUCUGAUCCGCAAAUAUGGGCUGAACAUGUGCCGUCAGUGCUUCAGACAAUACGCAAAAGACAUCGGCUUUGUGAAGCUGGAUUAAGCUUGUGGAUUGCAGAGCUUCAGCCAUGUGGAAACAACAUCCCCCCCCAGGCAACCAAAAUGACAUCGUUUUGGAAUUAUCAAUAAACACUUUUUUCUGGUUAUAA
Messenger RNA from Colossoma macropomum (tambaqui), 346 nucleotides. RefSeq names its product ribosomal protein S29 (gene rps29). NCBI's taxonomy places the organism in Eukaryota, Metazoa, Chordata, Actinopteri, Characiformes, Serrasalmidae. Gene Ontology annotation, cellular component: cytosolic small ribosomal subunit; ribosome. The coding region runs from base 70 to 240 and encodes 56 amino acids. Gene Ontology annotation, molecular function: zinc ion binding; structural constituent of ribosome. Gene Ontology annotation, biological process: translation. The record is from RefSeq and is a predicted model, not a curated record. The transcript has 3 exons.